Messenger RNA from Solanum dulcamara, 1041 nucleotides. Its product is annotated as bidirectional sugar transporter SWEET17-like. The transcript is spliced from 6 exons. Gene Ontology annotation, biological process: carbohydrate transport. Gene Ontology annotation, molecular function: sugar transmembrane transporter activity. Lineage: Eukaryota; Viridiplantae; Streptophyta; Magnoliopsida; Solanales; Solanaceae. The coding region runs from base 142 to 864 and encodes 240 amino acids. The record is from RefSeq and is a predicted model, not a curated record. Gene Ontology annotation, cellular component: membrane.
CAUUGGUGCAUAAUGUAAGUCAACUAGCCAAUUCAUAUCAAAUCAUAAAAAAUACUAUGGUACCAUAUAUUCUUUAGAUAUCUCUCUCUCACACACACAUUUGUUCUGCUAGCUAGGUGCUCGUCUUCCUAAAGGGUCAAGAUGGAAAAUCUUCCUUUCAUCAUUGGAGUCAUAGGCAACAUCUUUUCAGGUCUCGUGUUUCUUUCCCCAGUAGGGACAUUCAAUAGAAUAGUAAAGAAUGGAUCAACAGAGGAUUUUGAUAGCCUUCCCUACAUUUGUACAUUGCUUAAUUCAUCUUUGUGGACUUAUUAUGGAAUUAUUAAGCCAGGCAGCUACCUUGUCUCUACCGUCAAUGGCUUUGGUGUCAUCGUUGAGACUAUCUACAUUGCCUCGUUCCUCCAGUUUGCUCAUCCAAAAAUGAGAAAUAAGACAGCCAACCUAGUUGGGGUUCUAAAUGUGGGCAUUUUAGGAACAACUCUAUUAUUGGGGCAGUUAUUUUUACAUGGUCAAAUGAGAAUUAACGUUAUUGGUUUCCUUACCGCAGGUCUAACCAUCAUCAUGUACAGCUCCCCUUUUGGUGUUGUGAAAACCGUGGUGACAACGAAGAGUGUUGAGUAUAUGCCAUUUUUCCUAUCAUUUUUCCUUUUCAUAAAUGGUGGCGUUUGGACUUUGUACGCCGUGCUUGUCAGUGACUGGUUUGUUGGAGUAUCAAAUGGGACGGGAUGGUUUCUGGGAGCAGUGCAGCUGGUUAUAUACGUCAUUUACCGGAACCCUAAUUAUUCAUCAAAACAAGUCGUCGAAGAUUUAGAAGACCAAACGGCAUGCCUGCUGCCACCUUCUUCCAGCUCACAAACUCAAGAGUAAAAACAUAAGGUCAAAUGGUGAAUAGGGUAAUUAUUUUAUGUUGAAGCAAAGAGAAGAUGAAUAACUCUAUUCUAUUGAUAGCUGUUACAUGAAAUGAAUUGAUGUUGUCAAGAAUUUGGAAACAUGAAUACUUGUAUGUCAUUAAAUUCUUCAUUUUAAAUUGCUUUGAAUUUUAGU